GUCAUCUGCAUUCAGGCCAUAUUUGGGGCUCACGUUUACGAAACUUGAUAAUAUUUUUUAAUUCGACAAGUUUAUCUAAGCCGAGUUGAAAUGUUGGCCCCGUGCGUAGAAAAACCGGGUAUUUAGGUCUUAUCAGACGACCAUAUGGAUUCUAGUAUCCCCUUUAACGAAUUAUGUUAAAGAUAUUUGUUUAUUUUUAACAUGGAUAAAACCGCCAUUGGAACAUCAUUUAUAUCGCAGUCAUAUUAGCCAAUUGGCAAUUUAAGGUUGACACGUUGAAGAAAACAAUGCUGAUAAAAUUGCAUGGGUGCCGUAUGUCCCUCCGGUCCACUGGUACGUUGGCUGGGCUUAUAUGCGCAUUGCUGGUCCUUCUGUACUCGUUGGAUACGGCGACAUCCGGCCAAUAUAUCAGGAUUGCAUUUGGAGGUGUAAAAGAGACAGGGUUCUCUCGCCCAGUGGAAGAAUACAUCAGUUAUCUUUUGAAGACCGACCCAAGAACUGCAGAGUUUGUGGAUACAUCUGAAGCCGACGCUCUUUUCAACAAGGUCCGAAUUCUGUGCCUCAUUCUCACUACGGAAACGAACCUCCAUACACGCGCACGCGCAGUUAACGCCACUUGGGCACGACGUUGCAAUAGCCACUACUUCGUUCUACAGACACGCGACGAAAAGGAUGACGUAAUCAUGACGCCGUACAAAGAAACAAGAAACAAUCUCAUUUACAAAGUUCGUCACGCGAUGAUCCACGCAUACACGAAUCUCAUGGGCACAUUUGAUUGGGUGUUAAAGGCCGACGACGAUACCUACGUCAUAAUGGAGAAUCUCCGCUUUUUGUUGAGUAAUUAUGAAAAAGACAAACCCGGUUACCUAGGAUACCAUUUCAACAUGUACGUUGAAAACCACGGCUACAUGAGUGGCGGAGCUGGGUACGUCAUGAGUGUCGCUGCCUUACGGCAGAUGGUCGAUUAUAAUUUGAAAAAUGACGCAUGCGCACUGACUAAAACGUAUCUAAUACCGGAAGUGAGCGAAGACUUUGAAAUUGGAAAGUGUUUAAAAAUUGUCGGAGUACCAGUUUUAACUACUAUGGACUUUUUGGGAAGAGAGACUUUUCAUCCAUACCCGUUUGAACAAUAUUUACUUGACUUUUUGCCGGAAUAUUUAUAUGAUUGGUCAAAUACUCGUCCACAAACGGGAUACAACUGCUGCAGUCCUUUCUCCAUCAGUUUUCAUUACAUGAAGCCGGAAUCCAUGCUUAUGAUGGACCAUUUGCUGUAUCGAAUCCAUGUACACGGUCGCAAUACCGCAGGGAACCAGGCCGACAAAUCUAUUUUUAGACCGGGGCGCGUGGAAAACAUGCGCAAACCGAAGGAUGUCAUUGACCGACUUGUAUGAACAAUAACUUCCAGACUAUCGGCAAAAAUCGUUUAGAGACAAGACGCUUUUAUACGUUCGGGGGUUCAUGGUUUUCGGACAUCAAUUGACCUCGUCACUGGUGUACAUUUGAAUGAAAAGACACAAAUUUGCCGAUGCUGCACGGUGUGCCGAGUAUUCUCGGACUACUUAAUCAGAGGGGCUAAUCACGUGACAAACAAGUUGGCGACGUCCAUGCCGAGGCAGGUAUUUUUCGUCGUUUUAUACCCUGUAUUACUUGUAUUAUUAUUUUUUAUUCCGCUCACUUUCCAGCCAUAUUAGAAAGCAAGUUUCUUUGUAAGUAAUAUUCGCUCUAUAUCUCGACUUUACUCGGUGCAAAAUUUCUUAGAGUGAUGACCUAAUUAGGGGUCCACUAAUGAAAUUUGCACCGACUAAAGUCGAGAUAUAAAGCGAAUUUAAAAACGAGGUAAAAGCUGAUCACCUUGUUACUGCUAUGGCUGAAAAGUGAGCGUCAUUUAAAAUAAAUAAACAGAAGUAAUAAAGGGUAUAAAAAGGUAAAAAUAACUGUCUCGGUAUGGAAGUCACCAUCUUUAAUAUCACGUGAUUACCCCCUCUGUUACUGAUCGAGCAAUACAUGAGAACGUGCGCUGUACAUGUACGUAUAUGCUAUGAACGUAUCCGUCACCUGUAUUAGACGAUUGUUUCAACCCCGUGCUUUAUGUUAAGAAAGUUUGAGCGUUCGCAUACAACACUUAAGAUAUAAUGUGUGUACCGGCAUUAUAUGUAGAUGUCGGUAUUCGCGGAGGUCAAUCCAUAUAAGCGUGCUGCUAAGAUAUUGGACACCGUAUACAUAAAGUUGUAAACAUGUUCUACAAAAUUAAGAUAAUGACACUGUGUUUUAUGGCCAAUACAUGUCUGCAAUAGCAUUCAAUCCAAUGCUCAAACCCAUUGAGCGGAUAAUUAAUCAUUAAAGAGUGUAGAAAUCGAGAAUGCUUAGUACAGUUAUGAUAUUAGUCAUGCUCAAUAUAUCGUUGUCGACAUAGGUACACCUUAAAAAUAACGAGGGUACUGUUAAGUACACUAAACUGUGCCCCUGGUACGAACAAUACGCUUAAAGGCAUUCCGUCAUACACAGUGGUACUUUUAAGUAUAUUUUCCGUAACCUGGUACUUAAUACAACCGGUACAUAUUUUUAUACUUAGGGUACUUUUAAAGAAUGCCUUAGACAACAAUUAGAAAAUGCAGACGUGAUACAUGGUGCACACAUUGUUACUAAGUGUCGUAUUUGGAAUGUGCGUUUACAGGGUACAGAGUGCGUUUCUUGUUCGUCACUCACGAUUAAAUGCAAGUACUUUUUAUUUAACUAUAAAAAGACGUCGUCAUGUUUUGUUUGUUGACGGCGUUUAUACUUCUAGAAUGCAAUGACAUUGGCAAGAUCUCAGAACAUUCGUAUGGAAUAAAACGUUGUUAUCUUAGCAUGAAAACCUUAUCAUCAAAAUUGUCAUGUGAACCAAAGUUUGGUUCAUGUUUUAGUAAUUGAAUAUUAGAUCAGUGCUUUUGUCUUCUUAUUUGCAUAUCAAAACCUACCAAAGAUACUUUGACAAGUUAAUAGUUUUUGCAUGUGAAUGACUGAUAUUAUAUUCUUAAUAGCAAUAUAUGCAUAUUAACAUGAAAAAGAUAUUCAGUGUCUGUAACAUGGUUAUUAUAAUGCAGACAGAUUGAAUACAAAUAGCUCAAUAUACUCAAAACACCUAAUAAACAUGCACGUUCCUUAAAUAAAAUUGACAUUAGUGUUCAA
This is a messenger RNA of Dreissena polymorpha, 3168 nucleotides long. RefSeq names its product glycoprotein-N-acetylgalactosamine 3-beta-galactosyltransferase 1-like. NCBI's taxonomy places the organism in Eukaryota, Metazoa, Mollusca, Bivalvia, Myida, Dreissenidae. The record is from RefSeq and is a predicted model, not a curated record. Bases 288 to 1391 code for a protein of 367 amino acids. The transcript has 5 exons. Gene Ontology annotation, molecular function: N-acetylgalactosaminide beta-1,3-galactosyltransferase activity. Gene Ontology annotation, cellular component: membrane.